This is a messenger RNA of Papaver somniferum (opium poppy), 1805 nucleotides long. Its product is annotated as protein NUCLEAR FUSION DEFECTIVE 4-like. Gene Ontology annotation, cellular component: membrane. NCBI's taxonomy places the organism in Eukaryota, Viridiplantae, Streptophyta, Magnoliopsida, Ranunculales, Papaveraceae. The transcript has a single exon. Bases 63 to 1805 code for a protein of 580 amino acids. The record is from RefSeq and is a predicted model, not a curated record.
UUGCUCUCUUGUUCAUUGUUUUCAUCUUUUCUUACUCUCUUCUUUAUUGGCAUUUUACCGCCAUGAGUACUAGUAGUUCAAGGUGUGGUAAUAGACCAGAAUCUAUUCAGUUUAUGGUACAUCUAAUAAAGGGACGAUGGUUCAUGAUUUUUGCAUCGUUUCUUAUUAUGACGGGUGCUGGUGCGACAUAUCUCUUUGGCACAUACUCAAAACAGAUAAAAUCUUCACUUGGAUACGAUCAAGAAACGCUUAAUUUAAUUGGGUUUUUCAAAGAUUUAGGUGCAAACAUUGGAGUGCCGUCAGGUUUGAUUGCUGAAAUAGCACCUUCCUGGGUAGUCCUUCUCGUUGGAGCCGGAAUGAACUCUUUUGGGUAUUUGAUGAUCUGGCUUGCUGUUACCGGCAAAAUUGCUAAACCUAAAGUUUGGCAUAUGUGUUUAUAUAUAUGCAUUGGUGCAAAUUCUCAAAACUUCGCGAACACUGGCUCGUUAGUUCCUUGUGUUAAGAAUUUCCCUGAGAGUCGAGGCAUCAUGUUGGGUCUUUUAAAAGGAUUUGUCGGCCUCAGCGGAGCAGUGCUGACACAAGUUUACUUUGCACUUUAUGGUAAUGACUCUAAAUCCCUUAUCCUGCUUAUUGGUUGGCUACCUGCUGCAGUAUCUGUACUUUUCGUUUACACGAUUCGGGAGAUGCCCGUUGUUCGACAACCAAAUGAGAAAAAAGUAUUUUAUCAGUUUCUUUAUAUCUCGAUAGCGCUAGCUUUGUUUCUCAUGUGCAUAAUCAUAACACAGAAGAAGAUCAAAUUUCCUCAUGGCGGCUACGUUGUGACCGCUACCAUAGUGUGUCUCAUUUUGUUCCUUCCUCUUCUUGUUGCAAUUAAGGAGGAAAUUGGGAUAUGGAAUUCCAAAAAACAACCCCUGACAGACGUAGUCAUACAAAAACCACCUGUUACGGAUUCAACAGCACCACCACCAAAGUCUGCGCAAUUGGCAGAAAAACCAGUAGAUUCUUGGUAUUCCAACGUGUUCAACCCCCCUAACAGAGGUGAGGAUUAUACAAUUUUACAAGCUCUGCUAAGUGUAGACAUGUUAAUCAUCUUCCUAGCAACAUUUUGUGGUCUUGGUUCGAGCUUAGCCGCAAUUGAUAACUUGGGUCAGAUUGGUGAGGCAUUAGGCUAUCCUGCUCUUACAGUAAGUACAUUUGCUUCUCUUGUAAGUAUAUGGAAUUAUUCAGGGCGGGUAUUUUCUGGUUUUAUAACGGAAGCUCUUCUUGCAAAAUAUGGUUUUCCCCGUCCUCUGAUGAUGACGAUCGUUCUUCUAUUGUCAUGUGUUGGUCAUCUCUUAAUUGCAUUUCCAUUUGACGGGUCUAUAUACAUUGCGUCCAUUCUCAUUGGCUUCUCAUUUGGUGCUCAAUUGACUUUGUUAUUUACCAUCAUAUCUGAACUGUUCGGGCUUAAAUUCUACUCCACCUUGUUCAAUUGCGGCCAGUUGGCAAGCCCUAUCGGCUCCUAUGUAUUGAAUGUCAAAACUGCAGGAGUGCUAUACGACAGAGAAGCUCAUAAGCAAUUUCCAAACCUGGGACAUGUAUCGGUGAAGGAGCUAACUUGUAUCGGAGUACAUUGCUAUCGGCUUUCUUUUAUCAUAAUGGCUGCAGUAACAGGGUUUGGAGCUCUUGCUUCGUUUAUUUUGGUUAUUAGAACGCGGAAAUUUUAUAGAGGAGACAUAUAUAAGAAGUUCAGAGACGAUACAACUGCUAGUGGAGGGGAUGUGACUAUGACAUCUUCCGGUGUAAGCCAACGGCAAAACAGAUAA